AUGAACGGGGAAGAGAUGCCUCCCGAUGCCUUGCAGGAUAUGAACGAGCACUGGCUCCUUGAGUUCGUCGACUUUGACGCAUUUGACCACAUGGACAACCAUUUCGGGCCGCCCAAGCCUGAAGAUUCCCAGGUCACAGCCACGGACAACACCACAAACAACGCCGUGGACGACGCCGUGGACAACACCUCGGCUGAUACUCUCGGCCCCGAGGAAGUGACUGGACAGACCUCGGAUGAAAAGAAACUCUCCGAGCGUGCCUUGUCUGAACUUGACAAUGAACCUCAUGCCGAGAUGAGCUCAGAGGCCAAUGUGCCUCUUGUCCCAGAUGACGUCGAGAUGGGCCUCCAGGGCAUUCAGCCUCGUGCUGCAAACCAGGUCAAGGAGGGUCUCAAGGACAUUCAGCCCCGUGCUCCGAACCAGAUCAAGGAGGCUCCCAGGAACAUUCAGCCUUGUGCUUCAAACCAAACCAAGGAGGCUCCCAAGGACAUCCAGCCCCGUGCGCCAAAGCAGGUCAAGGAGGCUCUCAAGGCCGGUCAGCCUCGUGCGCCAAAACAGGUCAAGAGGGCUCCCAAGGUCAAGCAGCCUCGUGUGCCAAAGCAGGUCAAGAGGGCUCCCAAGGUCAAUCAGCCUCGUGCUCCAAACCACGUCGAGACGAACCUUGAGUUCGCGAACCGAGGCUCUGAGCAAUUUGAGAUGAUGCAAAAGGCUGCAAUGCCAGCAUUCGACGUUUUCAACCCAGCUUGGCGUCAGAUAACUUCCCAGGAGUCCCAGUCAAUGCCUUUGAUGCAGAAUGCGGGAAUGCCAGUUGGCGCCUGCGGCUUCGACUCAACCAAUCACACCUCCCAUCAGACGGGCCUCCUCCAGUUGGCGCAACCGUUGCAGAAUGCGGGAGAUUUCGAUUUCAACUGGAUGAAUCAACCACCGCUCCCGACAAACUCUCUGUCGGCGCCUUGGAUGCAAAAUGCGGGGAUGCCAGUUGGGGAUUCUGGCUUCGGCAUGAUCAAUCAGCCCUCGCACCAGACGAAUUUGCAGUCAGCGAACCAGAUGCAGAAUUCCGGGAUGCCAGUGGAAGCUUUCGGGUUCAACAACAACCAGCUCUCGCACCAGGCGAAUUUCCAGGUGAAUUUCCAGGCCAAUUUCCAGCCGAACUUCCAGCCAGACUUGCAGGCGGAAUUCCUGGCCAACUUCCAGCCGAACUUUCAGCCAGACUUGCAGGCGAAUGUCCAGGGGAACUUCCAGCUAGCACCUGUCCGACCUAAUCUUCCCACGCCACAGGCACAGGUCUCGCGCUCCCACGGCAAGCCCGGGCCCGCGGGAAAAAAAACUCUUCCCAAGGCCAUCAAUCCUAAUGUUCAGAGCAGCACCGCACAAAACGAGGGCGAUCUCGAGAUGCGGGGCAAGCGCAAGGUGUCGGGCGAGGAGGAAGAGCCACGUCGCGUAUCAGCGAGCAAGGACGCCUGCGAACCGGUGACCAAUGUGGGAAACGCUCCCAAAAGGAACAAACCAGCCCACUACACACUCACCGGGGAUACUUACAUUAGAUCCUUUCGGGGCAAUAGCAUGACUUCUUAUCGCUGCUCGGACGGCUUCGCCCGCAUCCUGACGGACGCAAGCCUCGAGCAGGCUAUUGCCCGCACUGCAGCGAAGUAUACUUGCAACAAUGCGCAGGCUCUUUCAGGCGGCCGGGCUAAGCAUCAUUGA
Messenger RNA from Hirsutella rhossiliensis, 1704 nucleotides. RefSeq lists its product as uncharacterized. The transcript has a single exon. The record is from RefSeq and is a predicted model, not a curated record. Bases 1 to 1704 code for a protein of 567 amino acids. NCBI's taxonomy places the organism in Eukaryota, Fungi, Ascomycota, Sordariomycetes, Hypocreales, Ophiocordycipitaceae.